CCUAGUGCAAAACGUGUAGAAUAGUGCAGCUACAGAGAACAGAUUCGAAGCAUCCGAGUUAUAUAUCUUUCUCUAAUAACCUCAACACUAACAGAAGCGAUAAAGAAAAUUCUAGAAGAUUCGGAGUUCGGACAGUCAGAUUAGUUAGUCGGUCAAUUCCGGGUACAAUCUGUUUCGUUCUGCAGUCUCUUGUGUUCUACUGAAAAGUGAAUUUCUGGAUAUCGAUCCAUUAACAUCCAUUACAUUUUGGUGUCGUGUAAAAUUCGUAAUAUUGUAAAAUCUAGCAACAAUGUCAACAAAGAUUCAGGAGAUAAAAUUAGAUAUUGAGGAAUUAAACAACUUACUCAAGCAGGCUAAUAGACAACGAACCAAAGAUAUAUUAACACUGGAAAUUAGGAAACUGCAGACACAGGCAGAAGCGGCAAAACUACUGGAACAAAAGAACACGUCUACAACACCUUCGCUCAAUACUGCCCAAAAAUGCUACGAAGUAAAACUGAAUAACUAUGGGUGGGACCAGACAAACACAACAAUGAAGAUUUAUAUAACAUUAAACAAUGUUCAUCAGCUGCCCAAGGAAGCCAUUGUCUGCAAUUUUACAGAGAAAUCUCUGGAUCUGCGCAUAUUCGGAUUACAUAAUAAAAAUUAUCAUUUGCCGAUUAAUAAUCUGUGUGGCGAGAUUAAUAUCGAAAAGAGUAACUUUAAAAUAAAAACCGAUAUGAUUGUCGUCUCUCUCGCAAAAAAGAUUGCCAAAGAAUGGUCGCAUGUCACAUUGGUGGAGAAGAGAAUCAAGGAUGCAAAAUCGCCCUCCAUGCCUGAAUUAGGUGAGGAUACUGAUCCUAGUGCCAGUCUGAUAAAUCUUAUGAAAAAAAUGUAUCAAGAUGGUGAUGAUGAGACAAAGAAAACCAUAGCAAAGGCAUGGACUGAGAGCCAGGAGAAACAAAGAAAUGGUGCAAGUCUAGAUUUGUAAUUUUGGUAUUGAUCUAAUCUAGAAAUGUUUUAUCCAUUUCUUUUUUGAUACGUUAAAGAAAUGUAAUAUAAAUUCUAAAAAGCAAUGCUCUUGAGAA
Messenger RNA from Cyphomyrmex costatus, 1067 nucleotides. RefSeq names its product calcyclin-binding protein. Gene Ontology annotation, cellular component: nucleus. The transcript is spliced from 2 exons. NCBI's taxonomy places the organism in Eukaryota, Metazoa, Arthropoda, Insecta, Hymenoptera, Formicidae. Bases 290 to 970 code for a protein of 226 amino acids. Gene Ontology annotation, molecular function: tubulin binding; S100 protein binding; ubiquitin protein ligase binding. The record is from RefSeq and is a predicted model, not a curated record. Gene Ontology annotation, biological process: heart development.